AUGACGUCCUUCGUGAACGCCGUCAUGGCCACCGACUUCAGUCGUAUUCGCGGACCAGGUGAACUCGACAACUUCUCGCUCGCCUCUCUCCUCGAGGCUGAGACGUCUUCCAAGGAUGAGCCGACCAUCCACCCGGCUCCCGUUUUCAGGCCUCCUCCUCCUGCUGCCUGUGGGCCGCUCAAUGAGGGUGUUGCUGAUGUAGGGGCUCCGCCUGAUGUCCUCAUGCAGGCAUUGGACGACCUUGGUCGCCCAGCCUCCCCUUCUCACAUCCCCGUUUCCAAGAAGCGAAAGGGUGUUGAUCGUCCGGUCCCACCUCCUCCCCAGAAGAAGAGCAAGGUGGCCUACUCUCACCCUGCUCCACCUCCGCCGAUCAAUCGCGCCACUAAACCCAAGCCCCGUCCAACAACGUGGGCAGGGAUAGCACGACAGGCCGCUUCGAUGCCUCCCCCGCCUCCUGGCUUGGGACUGCAACGUCGCAGGCCUUCUCCUCAUUCCCAACGGGGCCCUACCCAGAAGCAGGUUCUCGUGUUGUUUGGGGGUACCCCUCCCGACCUCACGAAAUUCUUCACCGAGUCGGCUGUCCACGCGGCCAAUGGGUAUCUCAGGGAUGGUCGAUCUAUGCUAAAGGUCACCUCCAUCAUCCGUGCCUACAACGGUUUGUCGUUGGUCACCCCCGCCGUUGCCAGACCGUCCGAUUUGGACAUAUUGCGCAACUUCAUUCGCGAAAGCCUCCCAACGGGUACCCCGUUCGAGGUUGCGCUCCCAUCAUCGACGUCUUUCAUAAAGAUCCUCGAUGUUCCCUACUUCGAUCCGAAAGGGUUGAAGAUCACCCAGGAGGCACUUGAGAAGGCCCUUCGCACCUUGGUUCAUGCUGAGGUAUUUGCAUAUCUGAGUACCAAGCCUCGGAUCGACCGCAACUCGAACGUUCACCACACAUAUGCACACGUAGACACUCUUCUCGAAAUUUGUAAAGACAGAUUUGAUAUUUUAUUCUUCCAAGAAACACCUUGGAAUUUCAUAAGACACGCACUGUCUACCACUAGUAUGGAGGGCGAUGAGGUUAUUGGCGCACCAAAGCAUCCUGACUGGCUGCAAAUGGUGUGCAUUAAGGAAGGGGAAGUUCCCCACGUGAUCGCCUAUGUUUCGACUAGGCUCUCCCGCUAUCGUCCCGCUAUGCGCUGCAACAUCAUUGACCAUUGCGACAUUCUCGUCCUCUCCCUCUUUAGUGGGGGUGAGGUUCUUAAUCUGAUGAACGUCUACUCUGAUGAUCAACACACAGCCAUUGAGCACCUUGCUGCUCGUGUGCACUCUCUUCCGCCUUUCAUUUAUAUGGCUGGUGACUUCAACUGUGUGUCGACAACUUGGGAUGACUAUGAGCAUGGCAAGUCGUUGACAGCAAUAUCCUUGCAGGACACCGCAUCUCAGAUCAGCCUCGAGUGGGCUCGACCUUCUAACCAUGGACUGACGAGGAUCAGUCCUAAUCCAAACCAGAGAUCCAACGUCUUGGAUCUUGUAUUCUUAGCUCCAUCUGAGAUUCUAAUCUCAAUGCCCAGAUUGGAGCACGAUCUCCAGGACAUUCUCCGGGAUCUUGUGGCUAUUCCUGUCGCAGCCCUGGCAACCAAGGAAGGCGUUGAAGCUUUAGCUGAUGCUAUUGCGACAGUGUUCUCGGACGCAUGGCUUGCCCACUUGACCGAGUCCAAACCUACCAAACGCUCCAGCCGUUCGCUCGCUGACUACAACAAGUUUAAGAAUGUGUGUAAGGACGCCAAGCGUGAUUUCUUUGAUGAACGUAUCGCAGAAAUUGCUACUUCUCGCAAGCGCCCGUGGGACCUAAUGGAAUGGGUCAAACAGCGCAAGCUACCACCCUGUGAGGCUAUUCGCAAUGGCGACCAGCCUUGCCAUGACAUGGACGACCUCUGGGAUGCCCUAUAUGGCACGUACAACUCGGCCUCUGGUCGUGAGUACGACGCCUCAGUCUUAGACGAGCUUCCUGACGAGCCAGUCCGUGAGUGGGCUGACUUCUCAGAGCAUGAGUUGUUGAGUGCCCUAAAGGGGUGCUCCAACUCCUCUGCACCAGGACCGGACCAUGUUACAUGGGUCCACCUAAAGGAGUUGCUCAAGGAUAAACACGUCCUUGCGCUCUUCAUCAUGCUGGCCAACGCCUGCCUUCGGGUGGGUCAUUGGCUGCAUAUAUUCAAGGAGUCGCUAUCGGUUAUCGUCCCGAAGCUGAAUAAGCCCUCCUAUGCUGUGCCAAAGGCUUUCCGGCCGAUCGUACUCCUCAUCACUUUCGGUAAACUUAUCAAAAAGAUGAUUGCCAAUAGGAUACAGUUUGACGCAGUCAAGCAUGAUAUCUUCCAUCCCAACCAACUUGGCGGUAUCUGCCAGAGGUCCACCGAGGAUGCUGGAUUGAUUCUGACUCAUCUCGUGCGAGCGGGGUGGGUUAAGGGUCUCCAGACUAGCCCGCUGGCUUUUGACAUCACACAGUUCUUCCCUUCUAUCAACCAUGAAAUGUUCAUGGCUGUACUUCGCAAGCAAGGGUUCUCGCCGGUUCUGGUGGAGUUCUUUGCCUCUUAUCUCAUUGGUCGUUCCACAGUUUACUGCUGGAAGACCUUCCAAUCCGACUCGCGGUCUGCGGACGUGGGUGUCAGGCAGGGCUCAGCUCUCUUGCCUGUUAUCUCUGGGCUGUUCAUUGCGCCGGUAAUGAAGCUCUUCUACAUCAAGGCGGCACCACUCAAUACGACACUGCUUUCCUUUGUGGAUGAUGGGACCAUUCUGGCCCAAUCCAAACAACUUGAUGAUAAUAAUGUGGGCCUGCAUAAGGCCUACAAAAUUAUCUACCUGCUCUUUGUUGCUUUUGCGCUUACCUAUUGGAGGUACUUGGGCUUCUACUUUGACCGCGGGCUCACGUUUCAUGAGCACGUUCGCUACUAUGCCACCAAGGCGUUCACCACCGUGCAAGCCAUGCGCAUGCUCGGGAACUCUACUAGGGGUCUCUUGCCUAAACAGCGACACCUCUUAUAUAGGUCGUGUGUGGUUCCUAUUGCCACAUACGGCUAUCGUCUCUGGUAUUUCGAUGGCACCCGUAAUAAGGGCGCGAUGAACCAGCUAAAACGGAUGCAGCGAAAAGCUGCUCUAUGGAUCACGGGUGCUUUCCGCACCUCACCCACAGGCGGUCUUGAGGCCCUCGCUGGACUCAUCCCCGUUCAUCUCAUGCUGAAGAAGCUGGCGACACGCGCAGUGUAUUGCGUAGCCACCCUCUCAGACACUCACCCUCUUCGCUCCAUGAUGGGCGAGGGGCUUCUCAAACAGGCUGAACCUCACACCUGCUCUGCCGUGUUGAUGACCCCAGCUAUGCGGGGGAAAGUCAAGAGCACUGUCAUGGAGGUGGAUGAACACAUUCACACCUUAACUGAGAGCUUCGAGCCCUUUGCACCCGAAGCUCGCCCAGGUGAUCGGUUACUGGACCGCUAUGCAGACCGUCUCCACUUUGACAAGCGCGAUCCUGCCCAGGAUAGGCGACCAUAUCUAGACGAGCUCAUCACGAAAGCAAGGGCUGACCCUUUAACAGUACUGGCUGCAACUGAUGGCUCUGUCCCUCAGUCCAACCAGUAUCAGGCGGCUUCAGCAGCCAUUAUCUACAAGGGACAUCGUGAGCUCAAAAGGACUCACUAUGUCUCUGGCAGAGUUACUGCCCCAGAUGCGGAACUCAAUGCCAUCUUGUGUGCAGUACGCCUUGCCGUCAAGCAGGCAAACUGUCAACAUAUUAUGGUCUUUACUGACUCUAUGGGCUCAGCCCAUAGAGCGGUCGACCCCUCUUCUGUCAGUCUCCAAGAGUGGUUCAAAGCGGAUGACCUCCGCUGCAUCACCUUUGUCUACGUUCCAUCUGCUCUGCGGUGGGAUAUCCAUGGUGAGGCACACAAAUAUGUCACUGAACUUAAAGUCAGGGUUGGACAUUGCAAGAUGGACAACUCUAUCGACGUGCUCCGCUCCAAAGCUGUGCACUCAGUCCUGGAUUCGUGGAGCUCCACUUUCCAGGAUCCAACUUACCGAGGCUCUGAAUUUUUAGAGCUUCAACAGCCUGACGGGCGGCUGCUACAGCCAUCGUACCUCAAUGGGGGACCUUGGCUUUCAACAUUCGGACACAGUAUUACUGAGUUUGCUCGUAUCAAUGAGCCUCAUGGCUGCACUUGCGGGGCUGAUUUGCAGUCCCGUCAGCAUAUCCUCUUUCACUGUCGCGAUCGCUAUUCCGUGCAUUACCCCCGCUUUCUUGGGGAUAUUGCAUCUUUUAUGAAGUACAACCCCACGGCGUUUGGCUUCAACCGGGACUCUUCAGGUGUCGGAUAA
This is a messenger RNA of Cyclocybe aegerita, 4344 nucleotides long. The record is from the annotation of a GenBank genome assembly. Lineage: Eukaryota; Fungi; Basidiomycota; Agaricomycetes; Agaricales; Hemipholiotaceae.